Messenger RNA from Poeciliopsis prolifica (blackstripe livebearer), 3362 nucleotides. RefSeq names its product zinc finger protein 84-like. NCBI's taxonomy places the organism in Eukaryota, Metazoa, Chordata, Actinopteri, Cyprinodontiformes, Poeciliidae. Bases 307 to 1923 code for a protein of 538 amino acids. The record is from RefSeq and is a predicted model, not a curated record. The transcript is spliced from 3 exons. Gene Ontology annotation, biological process: regulation of transcription by RNA polymerase II. Gene Ontology annotation, molecular function: DNA-binding transcription factor activity; RNA polymerase II cis-regulatory region sequence-specific DNA binding.
GCUCUGCAAACAAAUUGGAGCUAAUUCAUUAAGUCUUGCUAAUCGGUGUUGAACAACCUUUUUUGCGUGUCCGAAAAUAUACUAAUCAUGUGUUUGUGUUGUUUUUAUCCUCUUCGCGAAGUUUAGUUGUAUCUUAUUUAUUUUCUCCCGGAAGCAGCAGAAGCGCGUAGUUAGCCUAGCCUAGCCUGCUAGCUGUAAACAGUGAGUCAGACACAUUGAUGAAGAACAGAUCGUUUUUCUGAUGGAGGUUUGGGAGAGAAAAGGUCUCAGAAAGUCUCAGCGUCGGAGAAAAGACAAUUAACAGAAAUGGAGGAACCGACGCGCCGUGAUGACGUCCAGCAGAGUGACCCACAGAUUAAAGAGGAACAGGAUGAGGCUGAGGUCACAGAGUUUGUAUUUAACCCUGUCGAAAAUGAAGAUGAGGAAGACUUUUCUCAGUCUUUGGAGCUUCAUCACAUCCAGUCUGAGAACAGGAAUCCUGUUGGACCAGAAUCGCUCUCAUUUAAACCUCCAGAGGCUUCAGAACCUUGUAGAGAGCGCGGUGGGCCUUCAUUAGGUAAUAUGAGUGCGAAAAAGUUCUACAGCUGCUCUGAAUGUGGGAAAACCUUCAACAGCCGACCAUGUCUGGUAAGACACAACAGAAGCCACUCUGAAGAAAAACCCUUCAGUUGCUCUUUCUGUGACCAGAGGUUCAGCAGGAGGGAAAACGUAACUCGUCACAUGAGGUGUCACACCGAGGAAAAACCUUUUGGCUGCUUGGUUUGUGAACAAAAGUUCAGCCGAAAGGAGAGUCUGACGUAUCACAUGAGCUACCACACUAAAGAAAAACCUCACAGCUGUUCCAUCUGUAGCAAAGCUUUCACUUCAAAACGAAAUCUAAUGGCGCACGGGAGAGUCCACACCGAUGAAAGGCCGUUCAGCUGCUCUUUCUGCAAGGCCACUUUCAAGCGAAAAUAUACGCUUGUGGAGCACACUAGGAGCCACACCGGACAGAAACCAUACCAAUGCUCAAUGUGUGGCCAGAGCUUCAGUCAUGGCAUCAGCCUGACCCGUCACAUGAGGUGUCACACAGGACAGAAACCCUACAGUUGUCCCAUCUGUAAGGCUGCUUUCAAACUGAAGAACGCCUUGAUGGAGCACACCAGGAUUCACACGGGAGAGAAACCAUUCAACUGCACCAUCUGUAAGGCUGCAUUCAGGAGGAACCAGGACGUUGUGAAGCACACCAAGAUCCAUGCAGGUGUCCAGCAGUUGUUGGUGAUUAAAGUGGAGCCUUCACAUCAGGAGAGCAGCUCUAGUCCCAAAGUGGUCCAGGAGCAGCCUAACCCUCCACAGAUUAAGGAGGAAGAAGAGGAGACUGAGAUUACAGAGCUCAGAUUACCUGCCAUCCCGAUGAAGAGCAGAGAUGUUCAAAACAAAUCUCUGUCGUCACAAAUUCAUCUCAGCCAAGCUGAGGAGAGCAGAGACUCUGAGAACCUGAAGCCAAGUCUGGAUGAGCAUUUACAGUCAUCCUUCGACAAAGAGUCGGGUUUAGACUCUCUGCAGAACAGCCCCGUUAGCGUAACUGCCUGCAAGAGCGGCAAGAAGCUCCACAGCUGCUCCGAGUGCAGUAAAACUUUUAACCACCGGGCAGAUCUGUUGAGACACAACCGAGUCCACACAGGAGAGCGACCAUUCAAAUGUUCAGUUUGUAAUGCAGCGUUUAGAAGAAAAUACACGCUAGCAGAACACAUGAGGACACACACUGGAGAGAAACCCUACAGCUGCUCUCUAUGUGAGCAAAGCUUUGGCCGUAAGUCCAGUCUCACCUGCCACCUGAGCUGUCACAGUGCAGACAAACUUCUCCAAUGUUUGCUUUGUAAGGCCAAGUUUAGGGAUAAACAAGAUCUUAUUGAACAUACAAAAACCCACACAGCUACAUAACUGUUGGGCUGUACAGCCUGGGGUCAAAGGUUCACAAUUUCAAUUUUGUUUGAAAAAAACACAAGAGGCAAAGAUGAACAGUUAUCACAAGGAUUCUGAUUUAUCAACAAUAAAUUAAUUUAUUAUGAAUAAAAACUUCAAACCCAUAUUCACUCUUGGUUUUAUAACAGCAGAAACUGAAUCAGUAUUUAUGAAAAUAACUUCUACUGCAAUUAUUGUGUUGUAAUUAUUGCACAAAUGUAUACAACUGUUGCGCUACAUGUUAAAAAAUCCAUCUUUCUGGAUUAAAAUGUUUUCUUUUUCUUGCAUUGGUGAGAUUUAAUGAUGUAAUGUUAAAUAUUUGUUUUCACGGGAUGUAUGCAGAAAAUCAACAUAAUUAGAAAUAAAUAUGGAAGAGGAUUAAGGUUUGUGAAAUUAGCUUUUUCCACAGAAUUUACUUAUUUGUUCUUAAAACUGACUUUUUUCUUACAAUUGCAACUUUUGUAAGAAUUUUGACUAUUAAUUUGGACUUUUUUCUAUAUGACUUUCUUAGAACUUUUAGUUCUUAGAAUUCUAUUUAUUGGAAAACUUUACUUAUAAUUAUAAUACUUAAACUUUUUUCCAUAGAAUUCUGACAUUUUUUCUUAAAAUUUUUACUUUUUUAAAUUUUGACUUCAGAAACGUGAGUUGUGUCAAAAAUGUCAGAUUCAGGUGAUUUUGUUUUUGUGUGUCAGAGGAAGUCAGAAUUCUGAGGAAACAAUUUUUAUUUAUUUUUGUUUCAGUGACCGUAAUCCUCUUGCAUAAAGACUUGGAAACAUCAGUCGAUGUGCAAUCUAAAUUAUGUUUCACUGAUAAAGGAACUUUUCAAUGAUUUCCUAAUAUAUUGAUAUAUAUUUUUACUUAUGUUGGCAGGGACCUGACUUGAGCAUUGUAAGUUUCCUCAGGUUGAGAAAUGUUUUAUUUUUUUUACUUUAUUUAGUUUUCAACCAAAUUUAAAAAGAAUCUUAAUAUAUCUUUGGUACUUUUUAAGUACCUCUGUCCACUUCACCACUUACACAAUUGGUUGCACUGAAUUCUUAAAGCAAGAAGGUUGUGGGUUCAAUUCCCAGUCCAAGGUAUUUCUCCAUGGAGUUAGCAGGUUGUCUUUGAUUUUUCUAAAUUCUCCUUAGGCCUGUGCAUGAGUCGAUCAAAAAUUAAAAACCAAAUGAGAAUAGUGAAAAAUUGUAGCAUUUGCAUGUUUUCGAUCAGAUAUUUGUCUAGAUGUAAAAAAGAAAUAUAUAUAGAUAUAUAUAAAAUAUCUAGUCAGCAGGGAUGUAAUGGUGUGUAUUUUUCAUGUAGUUAAAAUAAUUCUCACAUCAGUAAAAUGGGUUCAGAUGUUUUUAUUGCCAUGUCUUAAGUGUCAUCAAUAGUCCAGUUAAAGUUACACUGGAUCACCAUGAAUUAUAUUUACUGGAAAAAUG